AUGGGGUACUGCUGCGUCUGCGGACUGGAUCUGAAUGGUUCUGGCGAUCCCGCCCUUGGCUUGGGUGAUGUUCAGUUCAUUAAUGGUGAUGAUGAGAUGAUUCACGACGGGGAGGCGGACGACUUCUCCCCGGAGCUGCUUGACUGGACGCAAACCGGCCACUGUGCCCUCGGCAAGGAGUCAUUCGAACUGGGUAGCAACCGGUCAGAUGUAUUUGACUGCGUGUUUACCACUUUACAAGGCGAGGAGGUGGCCAUUAAACGCCAUCUUUCCUUCAAUUCUGAAGAUGACGAAUACCUGCCAGAAGAUUAUGAUUUCCAAUGGUUUCCCGUCCAUUUCCGAUGCCUUACGCUUGUAGAAUACGUUCUAGGUAGUAGGUUACGGUUAGAGCCCAACCGACCGAUCUCAAGUUUGGCUGUCAUUCAGCGCUUCUACCAAAUUCUAUAUCUCCUCCGCAAAGACUUACGGAAAGCAAGACCUCCUCAUGGGCUCUGCUACAAGGGUGUUUUAUGGAGCCAUGGAUACUACGGGGCUCUCGGCUCUUGGUAUUACCACUAUAACUACUGGGAUUUCCUGUCUGCAGACCCUUUCAACAUUCCAAAUCUAACAGAAUACGUGCUCUCAAGCUUGAAGACCUUUGUUAUAAAGGAAUCAGAGCCUCAACUGGAAGUAGUCACACUCCCCCCAAGAUCGGACCAGGGUAUCAAACGUUCAACACUACAGAUGUUUCCAAUGGAAUUGCUCAACAGGAUAACAUCAAAUCUACCAUGCUCAUCGAUCCUCCGACUCCAUCGCACAAGCCGCAUCAUGUCCAAUCGUCUACCUGUCACCCAAAGCUUCUGGCGAGAUCAACUGCUUUCUGGAAAUUUGGUACCCUUCCUUUGGGAUCUCGAUGCUACAAAGUGUCGUGAACUACAGCGCAGCUUACGGAGGGGAUUGGGACUUGACUGGAGAACGCUAGUUCGUAACUUGAUAGAGCACCAGUUCAUCGAAUGCGCCGUGCAAAGAUUGCUCAAGGUACCCUUAAGAGGUCAUUUGGUUGCCCGCUACACAGCAUUCUGGGAACAGUUCAGCGCGAACCCUAAGAGGACGAUGACUGGGCCUGCUAAGACACCCCCAGGAUUGAUUAAUCGGAUACGGAUGAUGAAGAUCAUUAACGAUGCAAUAGAACUUGGGGAUAGUACCGCUGCAUCAAAGGUCUCAUGA
This is a messenger RNA of Venustampulla echinocandica, 1206 nucleotides long. RefSeq lists its product as uncharacterized. Gene Ontology annotation, molecular function: protein binding. NCBI's taxonomy places the organism in Eukaryota, Fungi, Ascomycota, Leotiomycetes, Helotiales, Pleuroascaceae. The transcript is spliced from 3 exons. The coding region runs from base 1 to 1206 and encodes 401 amino acids. The record is from RefSeq and is a predicted model, not a curated record.